Messenger RNA from Spodoptera litura, 2239 nucleotides. It is a transcript of the gene ifc, whose product is annotated as delta4-sphingolipid-FADS-like protein ifc. Gene Ontology annotation, molecular function: sphingolipid delta-4 desaturase activity. Gene Ontology annotation, biological process: ceramide biosynthetic process. The record is from RefSeq and is a predicted model, not a curated record. Gene Ontology annotation, cellular component: membrane. Lineage: Eukaryota; Metazoa; Arthropoda; Insecta; Lepidoptera; Noctuidae.
CUUCGUUCAUUUCAAUCAAUCAGCCGCGCCGCAAGAAAGCUGUCGUGUCGUGUUUGUAUUUAUUUUACAAAAACCGAUAGCUCGUGAUAUCGCAUUGCUUCAUAACUUUUUAGUUAAGAGUUUAGUAACGCGCGGUGUGGAGUUUUUCUAAUGUUAUUAUUAUAACCAGUAAACUAAGAGUGUUUGAAACAUGGGUGCUCGCGUAUCCAGAACCGAUUUUGAGUGGGUUUACACUGAGGAACCUCAUGCGAGCCGCCGGAAAAUAAUCCUAGAAAAAUACCCUCAAAUCAAGAAGCUGUUUGGCUACGAUCCGAACUUCAAAUGGGUGGUGACGGCGAUGGUGCUAGUCCAGAUCAUCUCUUUGCCUUUUGUGACGCAACUCAGCUGGCCUCUGCUGCUGGUGGUAGCUUAUUGCUUCGGUGGAGUCAUCAACCAUUCUCUCAUGUUGGCUAUCCACGAAAUCGCACACAACCUAGCGUUCGGUCAUAAUCGGCCUUUAGCGAACAAAUUAUUUGGAUUCUUUGCGAACCUACCUAUAGGGCUGCCGGUGUCAAUAAGCUUUAAAAAGUAUCACUUGGAACACCAUAGGUACCAAGGAGAUGAAGUCAUAGACACGGACCUCCCAACAUUGAUCGAAGCCAAGUUAUUCUGCACCACCGGCGGCAAGCUGCUCUGGCUGUUCCUCCAGCCGUUCUUCUACAGCUUCCGACCUUUAGUGGUCCGGCCUAAGGCCCCGACACCGAUGGAACUCAUCAACCUGGUGAUACAACUGUUCUUUGACGCCGUUAUUAUUAAACUUUGGGGUUGGAAAGCGCUCGGCUACCUACUGCUUGGCGCUGUAAUGGCGAUGGGAGUUCACCCUGUAGCUGGCCACUUCGUUGCCGAACACUACAUGUUUAAGAAAGGCUAUGAGACCUACUCGUAUUAUGGACCUCUGAACUGGAUUACAUUCAACGUGGGUUACCAUAACGAGCAUCACGAUUUCCCGGCGGUACCUGGCAGUAAACUACCCGAGGUACGCCGUAUCGCGCCGGAAUUCUACGACACAUUGCCACAUCACGAUAGCUGGUCCAAGGUACUCUAUGAUUUCGUUAUGGACCCCGACAUCGGACCCUACGCGAGAAUCAAACGCAAGCACCACGGACUUGACAGUUAAGUUGGUAGUAUUGUACCUAGCUGUUGUUGUUUUUCUAAUGUUGGUAGAGCGCUUGCGAUGUUUUGUAGGAUAUAGAAAGAAAUAUAUAAUAAUUCUUUUAUAAAGCACGUUUAAAAAAUUGAUUUCAACCCCCUCUUUUUUGAAGUCGGUUAAUUAAAUCAAAUCAAAUCAAAUCAUUUAUUCAUUUGCGAACAUGGGUACAAAAAAAAGGUCUUAUACCAAAAAGUGUCCAUUAACCAUAUUCUACCUUAAAGGCAUGCAAAUUUAAAAGAAAGAUACAAUAACACAUAAUAGGCUCCAAUAAACUAGUAUUUUACAAAUGAGGUAACUAAGGUAAAUUAAUGUACUAAAACCUUCCUAAGUAUAUCAAACACUUCUGAAAACUGCGAUGCUGCAAUAGCGAGAUACUCGCGGACAAACCCUGCUUUUAUUAAAAGUCCACAAAAAACGAAAAAUAUGCAUUUACAUGUAAAUCGAGAGAGUACAGUAGUUGUAGAUAGCGCCAUCUAGCGGUGAGCGUUUGUAGCUUAACGUAUGUUGCACUCUGUAAAUGAAAUACAAAGUACAUACUAUUUUUACACAAUUUUAUAAAAGUAAACUAAGUGAGUUCCGAUUAGUACUGAAUUACAAUAAAAAUAACGCUUGACCCAGAGGUUAAUUUUCGCUGUUAUGUCACAAAGAUAAUGUUAAAUAUUAAAAAAAAAAUAACCAGUCUAUUUCACUGUAUUCCUAAACACAUCGCAAGCGCCAUCUGCAUACAUACUUGGAACAAUUAAUUUGUAAAACCAUAUUACUAGUUUAUUUUUUUACACAAUAAAUUAUGGAUUUGAUUAGAACUACGAUGUAACUGUACAUGUACCUUAUGUAUUAUUUUAAUUAUAAGUUUAAUUGUUUUAGCUUAAUUUUUUUAAAGAUAUCUCAAAUACAAUAUUAUUUUUUUUUGUUUUCUAAUUAUUAAGUUUUCGUCACUACCUUUGAUUCCUGAGGAGGGCAAAGCGUUUUUAGUGUUUUAUAACAUAUUUGUAUUGAACUUCCGUGAGACAUAGUAAAUAAAUUAUUAUGUUUUCGACUUACGUAGUAAUU